AUGGAAAAUAUCAAAAUAGAGAAUAAGCCUGCCACCGGUUAUGAUAGUGAUUCCAUUCUGAACAACUGGUUCUUCAAAGAACUCCAGAGCAAAUGGGCCUUCGAAAAUAUUGACUUUGAAGAUCCUGAAAUUGAAGAAAUGUAUCAAGAACAUCGAUUCAAAACGAAUCAGGUGAAUUGGAAGUUCAUUAUGUUCGUUCUAAAAAUCGAGUCUUGAGCAGUAUCAAUUUUAUUCCAAUUCCAAGAAGAGCAUAUGCCACUGUAUGAAAGAAUCUCUCCUAUUGGAGGAAUUCUCUUCCUCUUUUUUCUUGAAUACUUAAUUGAAAAGUUCAAGUUUGUCUCAAAGUAUGGAGCAAUCUUAUACAUUGUAAUGCUUGGCCUCAUAAUGACUCAGUCUAACCUCGAGUUCGUCAAAUUUAGACUCCACGAAGGAUUCUUAGUUCAUAUUGCUGUGUCAUUCUUGCUGUCGACUUGUUUGAUAUCAAACUGGAUACUAUCCUCAGCAGCUAUACUGGUGUUGUACAUGAAUUUGUACGUUUGGCUUAGGAUUUAUUUUGGUCCUAUUCCAAUUUUAGCAAUCUACGCUCUCUGUUGUGCAUGUGCUAUUUUUGGGUUCAACGCUUUCUUGAUCUCAAGGAACUUCAAACAGGAGUUCUUGUCGACUCACAGGGCCAAACAAGCUUCUUUCCAACUGAAGAAGAUCUUGGAAGGGCUUCCUGAAGGAGUCACCAUCAUGAACGAGCAAGGGGAUGACUUGAAGUUUAUAAACAAGAAGCUCAAACAGACAUUUGACAUUUCCUCUUUCCUUGAUAUCCAAAGAGAGAAUGAAGAUUUGGUUAAGGUAAAACAGGAAAUAGAUGAAACAAUCAAGAGAAUUUAUAAGAGGUCAGCUGCAGACGACCUGAUACAAGAAGACUCCCAAAUAUUUAUUGACAGUAUCCUGAGCAACUUCGUUGUCAAGACACAAAAGCAGAGAGUUGAAGAAGGUAAAGGAGGUGACCCAGAUGUUCAAGUUGGAGAUUGUGAACACAUUCCUUUGUGAGAUUUUCUCCAGCAAGAAAGAAAACUUUGUCAUAAUGAACCAGACAAUGAGAGAAGUAUCAAAGCAUCCAUUUCUUAUGAGAGGAGACACUUCCAUCAAGAUGCAGAUCACUUGAAGAAAGACUUCGUUAUCAAGACUUCCAAAAUUGAUGUUGUAAAUGGUCUUGACAGAGGUGCAACCUUUCUUCAAAUGUUCAUAGAUACCACCCAAAUUUCUCAACUAGAAGAAGCAAAGGCUCAAAGCAACUAUCAACGACAGAUGCUUUCCAAUGUGUCGCAUGAGUUCAGGACUCCUCUGAAUGCGAUGUCGCUGUCUCUGCACUUGAUGAAAGCUCAUAUCAGCGAAGCUUGGGCUAAAUAUCACCAGAUAGCUUCUUCUUCAUGCGAUAUCCUGAGAGGCCUUGUUGAAGAUAUCUUAGAUUUCUCCAAGAUCGAAGCCGGAGUGUUCGAAAUCCAGGACACAGAGUUCACAUUCAAACAGCUUUUUGAUGAAGUAAAUACAAUCUUUGAGAUGCAGACACGUAUGAAAAGAAUCGGUCUGAAGUUUGAGAUGCAAGAGACUUUCCAGGAACUGAAGGUUAAGACUGAUAAAGACAGACUCAAACAGAUUUUAAUGAACUUGUUAUCAAAUUCACUUAAAUUCACAGACAAUGGGUCUAUCAAAGUCGAGUUGAAGAUCCAAGAACUUCGAGAGAUCAGCCCAAAUCAAAUCAGAGAGAGAAAUAUUUCAGAUGCAUUUGACCAAGAAUUACAAGAAGAAGCACCAGUGUGCCAUCUUCUUCUUGUGACAGACAAAUAUAACUUCUCUCCAAAUUCUUCUAAAUUUGGCAUCCAACUUAGCGAAAAUAUGUAUGAAAAUGUAGGGACUGGAAAGACCAGACAAAAGCAAGUAGAUGAGUCUGCAACUUCUAAGUUCUCGAAAGAACUCAGGGUCGACUUGAUUGUCAUCGACACAGGCAUUGGCAUCCCUAAAAAAGACCUGCCUUCUCUGUUCACCUUGUUCGGCAAGACCAGUUCUAACCACAACAGGAAUAAGACUGGGACUGGACUUGGCCUUACCAUCUGCAAGAGGCUCUGUGAGAAGUUGGGCGGCAAAAUAUGUCUGGAGUCCAAGGAAGGAGUGGGUACCAAGGUGACUUGCUCAUUCAGAUGCCUGUAUUAGCCAUAUUUAAAUACUCUAGAUAAAUUCAGUUAU
Molecule: messenger RNA, 2235 nt
Organism: Moneuplotes crassus
Lineage: Eukaryota; Ciliophora; Spirotrichea; Euplotida; Euplotidae
Source: the annotation of a GenBank genome assembly